Molecule: messenger RNA, 360 nt
Organism: Fusarium redolens
Lineage: Eukaryota; Fungi; Ascomycota; Sordariomycetes; Hypocreales; Nectriaceae
Exons: 2
Coding region: 1-360 (119 amino acids)
Source: RefSeq, a predicted model, not a curated record
AUGAGCCCUCUAACAAAAGUCGUCAACGGCAAAACCGUCACCAACACCAAUGUCAAACCUCCAACCGGAUGGACAGUCAACUACGAUGACUUUGGCAGUGACACGGAAUGGGGCGAAGAUGGAGAGGUCGCAGAUCUUGUCAGCCCUUUUGGCAUCCAAGGACAGGUCAAGCCACUCUUCAGAACACCGUACAGGAGCAAUGAGGUCAUUUUUGUGAUUGAAAUCAACGCCCAGUAUUAUAUCUACAAUGGCGAGAGUGGGUGGGUGCAGCGAAUUGUUACACCGACAGAUUUGAAGGCGAUUGUGGAGUUUAUCAAUGAGGAGGGAUGGUUCCGGCUGGAGACCGAGAGCCUCGGUUGA